GAAAACGUCUUCCUUUUUCAUCGUCAUGGGUAAAUUUUGUUUGAUUCUUGUCUUUAUCGUUGCGGCGUGCUCUUUCGUCGAGGCACAAAAAAAAUGUCACUUCAAGCAAAAACGACCGCAUAACAAAUGUCCAAAUUUAAUCAAUGCCGGCUUAACGUUCGACGAGAAGAAGAGAAUCUUGAGACAGCACAAUGCCCUGAGGUAUCGAGUGGCUAAGGGAUUAGAAAAAGCAGGAAGUCCCGGGCCCCAGCCGCGAGCAGUCAACAUGAGGCUUUUGGAAUGGGAUACAGAGUUGGAGGCAGCUGCGCAGCAGUGGGCCAACGGCUGCCUUUUCGAGCACGAUCCUUGCAACCACGUCGGUCGCUACAGUUUCGGUCAGAAUUUGGGCCUGGAGGCGACCACGGGCAACGUGAAGAGCCUCAAACUCGAGCAGGCCGUGCGUAGGUGGUACGACGAGGUCAAAUACUUCGAUAAGAGAAAUGUCCAGAAUUACAGGCACAACCCGAAGUACGGACACUAUUCGCAACUCGUUUGGGCCGAGACGAAUAAAAUAGGAUGUGGUGUUACGAGAUAUCAAGAAAAAGGUUACAAGAAGUUGUACCUGGUGUGUAAUUACGGCCCGGCUGGUAAUACAAGAAAUUUUCCCGUUUAUAAAAGUCAUAAAUAAGAUUUCACGGGUAACUAACAAUUUUUUUUACAUCCAUUUUGUACGAAAAAGAAAGAAAGCAAAAGGAAAAUAAUAAAAUGGCAAUAUC
This is a messenger RNA of Trichogramma pretiosum, 755 nucleotides long. RefSeq names its product venom allergen 3-like. Gene Ontology annotation, cellular component: extracellular region. The transcript has 5 exons. NCBI's taxonomy places the organism in Eukaryota, Metazoa, Arthropoda, Insecta, Hymenoptera, Trichogrammatidae. The record is from RefSeq and is a predicted model, not a curated record. The coding region runs from base 26 to 667 and encodes 213 amino acids.